Callorhinchus milii (elephant shark) is the source of this 1397-nucleotide messenger RNA. It is a transcript of the gene tk2, whose product is annotated as thymidine kinase 2. Gene Ontology annotation, molecular function: deoxynucleoside kinase activity; ATP binding. Gene Ontology annotation, cellular component: mitochondrion; cytoplasm. The transcript has 10 exons. Lineage: Eukaryota; Metazoa; Chordata; Chondrichthyes; Chimaeriformes; Callorhinchidae. Gene Ontology annotation, biological process: nucleobase-containing compound metabolic process. Bases 190 to 1053 code for a protein of 287 amino acids. The record is from RefSeq and is a predicted model, not a curated record.
UAAAUAUUUUUUGCCCGACAUUUUAUUGACGAACUUCCCCUUUAAUAAAAGGGAGGGUUGGACACGGGGGAGAGAUACAUUGUAGCUGCGGCGGAUGUGAGUGUGUCUGCGGCCCGCGGGCGAGGUGCGGCCCGCGUACUGCUGUGAGCGCUGCUGCGGGGACAGGAGGAGAGAGAGAGGGGCCGAGGGAUGUCGGUGUGUGUGUGGCGGUCACUGCGGCUCCGAUGCUCGGCUUUCCCCGCCUGGUGCCGGCCCGGGGGCCGGAGGUUCAGGCUGAGCUGUGGCUAUGGCGAUGGUGGCGUCAACUGGAGGCGCUUUCACGGGGGGGUGAACCUCGCCAGGCGGCAGCUGUGCCCGGGAACAGGUCAGCCCCUCGGAGGUGGGUCACAGGAGAAGAAGCCGGUGAUCUGCAUCGAAGGGAAUAUUGCGAGUGGAAAGACCACCUGCCUGGAAUAUUUUGCGAAAACCAAUAAUAUUGAGGUUCUCCCGGAGCCUGUCUCGAAAUGGAGGAAUCUCAGGGGCCACAACCUGCUGGGUUUAAUGUAUGAGGACGUGUCUCGCUGGGCCAUCACCUUGCAGAGCUACGUACAGCUCACCAUGUUAGAGCAGCACACACUGCCACUGACGGCACCGAUCAGGAUGAUGGAGCGCUCCAUCUACAGCGCCAAGUACAUCUUCGUGGAGAAUCACUACCGCAGCUGCCGGAUGCCGGCUGUGGACUAUGAGGUGCUGAGCCAGUGGUUUCAGUGGAUCAUCAGUAACGUGAAGAUCCAGAUCGAUCUAAUUGUGUACCUACAGACAUCACCUGAGGCUUGCUAUAAGCGACUGCGGAAUCGGUGCCGGGAGGAGGAGCAGAUUGUUCCUCUGGAGUACCUGGUGGCUAUCCAUCAGCUGUACGAGGACUGGCUGAUUAACCACACACUGUUCACAAUCCCGGCCCCGGUCCUUGUGAUCCCGGCCGACCACGACCUUCAGAAGAUGCUGAAACGGUACGAGAAGAACUGGGAACGGAUCCUGUCACCGAGUCGAGGGCCGGUCACGUGUAGCCAGUAACCGGGGAAUGUCACUGACUAUAACUUACACUGGCCGACAGCAGCGGGCAAGCAGGAACGAGUUAUUCCGGUACCCGGAGUGUGCCUUACACACCGGAGCCGGCACUAAGACAGACACACACCAACACAGACACCACCAGCCAGGAGGGAAUCGGUCUCUUACCGGCUGAGCUCUGUAUAUUUUUUUGCUCUGACACAUGCAGAAACCCAUCACCAUGCAUAAGAGUCUCCAAACCAAACUCAGAUUGACAAGAGCCAAAACUUGGGGACCCCAGAGUGUGCGAUGGGCUAACUGCUGGAGUCUAACCAGCUGAAACCGCAUAGCUUGCAAUUGUUAGCACUGUC